AUGCUUGAGAAAUUCGACAUCGACUACGUAGUGUUGGAGGCUUACCCCGACAUCGCACCUCAAGUCGGCGCCAGUAUUGGUCUGUUGCCAAACGGUCUCCGAAUCCUGGACCAGCUUGGCUGUUACGAAGCGUAUCGAGCAAAGGCUGAGGAUCAAGUCUACCAACAAGCGUACCUGAGAGAGGCCUCAGGCAAGGCGUAUGGCUACCAACACGAUCUCAUGGAAAUGUGGGAGAAGAUACAGAUGCUCAUCCAGGUUCUCUACUCUAACCUAAAGCACAAAGAAAGAGUUCUCACCUCCAAGCGAGCCGUUUCUGUCGACAUCAUGGAAUCCUCUGCCCACGUUACAACGAAGGAUGGCCAAGUCUUCAGUGGUGACAUCGUCGUGGGAGCCGAUGGCAUCCACAGCACUGUGAGGAAGGAGAUGUGGCGCAAUGCUCCUCCUGGCUACUUUCCCCAUGACGAAUACUCCAAAGUUCCCGCUACAACUCUUUGCAUUUUUGGAAUCUCCCAUCGACCCGAGGCCUACCCCGCGGCUAGCCAGCACAACACCCUUUCCGAGGGUCACAGCUACUUUCUCAUGGCGGCUCCCGGCAACAGAGUGUACUGGUUCCUGUUCAUGGAGUUGAAGGAGACGCUUUACGGAGAAAAUAUUCCCAGGUACACCAAAGACGAUGAGGCAAGAAUUAUGGAACAACACGUGAACGACCGUAUCCUGGAGAACAUGACCUUCGGAGAAUUGUACGAGAAGCGCAUCGUAACUACUUUGGCACCACUCCAAACUUAUGUGUUUGAGAAGUGGCACUACAAGAGACUUGUCACCAUCGGAGACUCUGCUCAUAAGGUCGAUCCGGUAACAGGUCAGGGAGGAAACGGAGCCAUCGAGUCAGGGGCACUUCUAGUCAACGCUCUGCUCCAAAAGUUUGACGCGAGUCCUGAAGGUCUCAGCGAGAAACAAGUAGAAGAUGUGCUGGCAGAGAUACACGCCAUCAGAUUUGAACGGGCUCAAGAUGUUGUCCAGCAAGGCUACUGGCUCCAAAAUGCUUUCACUCAGCGGUCAACGAUGGGAAAACUCAUUGCCCGAUACUUCAUGCCAGCCCUUGGGUCUUUCGGAGUUCUUUACAGAGGUGUGGAGUUUUGCUCUCCUGCGACCAGCUUGCAUAGACUUGAGAUUCCUCAUCGUCCUCGGGCUGUCCCAUUUGAAGACGAGCUACCCGCAAGACCAGUGAAGAAUUUGAGCAAGAUCAAUAAGCUAGCAUCUGUCGCUGUCACCGCCCUUCUUUGCGCCCUGGCUGCCGGCCUGAUACGCUUGCCUAAGAGCCUUGAGCUGGCUAUUGACGCUCUAUGCUCGAUGGAUGUUGCGAGAGCGUCAGUCUUACCGGCCGUGACGUUUCUUGUCAACACAGCCUCGCUCCUGGCAAUGGCGCUAGUUGAAUCCAACCGAGUUGGCAACAAAAUUACUUCUUGGAUCCAGUAA
Colletotrichum chrysophilum is the source of this 1476-nucleotide messenger RNA. RefSeq lists its product as uncharacterized. The transcript is spliced from 5 exons. The record is from RefSeq and is a predicted model, not a curated record. Gene Ontology annotation, molecular function: FAD binding. Lineage: Eukaryota; Fungi; Ascomycota; Sordariomycetes; Glomerellales; Glomerellaceae. Bases 1 to 1476 code for a protein of 491 amino acids.